AUGCCUCCACCCGUGACUCCAUCUCCCUUUCGCCUAUCACGCCGCCAACCCCCGACGCGUCGCACCGCCGGGCCACAGUUUGCCAACUCGCCUCGGUUUCUCUUAUCACAAUCGACCCCACAGAAGAGCAAGAGUGAUCUUGAAAUAGUCGAUGACGACGCGCCGCCGUCGACUACUCCUGUCACCCGCACCCCAGCUCAACCACAACAUACUGGUACUCAACCGCGUCGGCAGCGAGACGUGAUCGAAGACUCGGAUGAUGGCGAGUGGUUGGGUAAUGCAGAUACCCAUGAGAACGGGGUCAAUGAGCUAGCCGAGGACUCCAUUGAUAGCUCUCCACCUCUUGGCCAAGAAAUACCCGGGCCCCUGGAUGCCGAGUUUGACGCGCUCUUUGCGCCAACCAGAGCCGGUAACAAACGACAGCGGCUUUCUGCAGGAGGGUCUCGGAUUAAGAGCCUACACCCACACCGAAACCCAGAAGAGAGACGUUCACCCUCUCCUGAGUCACAAGCUCUACCAUUUGAUCCUCCUCAGACACCAGGUCCCCGGUUGUUGCAGCGUCCCACGCUGCAAGACGUGAGCGCCCAAGCAACUCCCGGCCCAUCCUUGAAACACCGGGUACCAUUAUCAGGAAUAACCAGCAGCACACAAACGCCAUUCCGCAGUCGCCCACGAUUCGUGCUCUCAACACAAAAGCCGCGGAGCAGUCAGCCCGCGUUCCGAGCAGAGACACCAGCAGCAACUCAGCCAACCUCGCCACAAGAGAGACGUAAACCUGCCUUUGUACUUCCUCGUUCGCCAUCACCCAAUGCAGCUUUGGAAGAUAUACCGGCACCUUUCUCACCGUCGUCGAGGACACUCCAUCGGCGUGGAAAGAACCGCUCUGGUGUAGCUGGCUAUGCGCCCGGCGGGAUGGCCGCUGAGGUACGCACCUGGAUCCUUGAGAUCGGAUCUCAGCGGGAUCAUAUUGCCAUAAACCAGACAAGUGGAACUAUGGGAGACAGUUCAUCGGAUCUGACUGGGUAUCUCGUGGCUGCUCGCGUGCUCCAGGCUAGGCGGGCUGUGCUGAGUAGCUCUGGCGCGUUCUCGUUUGUUAGAGCGGAGAAGGUGGCCAUGCCACUGAAUGAAGGUCAUGAGAAGCGAGAGCUUCUUAAUAUAAUGGUUAUGGGGCCUCCACGAUCGAAGCCUCCCUCUCAGGGGACGUCAUCGCAGGCUAAUGGGCCGCGAGCAGGCUUUGUCAAGGAAGGAGAUUUAUUGGCCAUCCAUCGUGGCCUGGCAUGGCACGUCGCGUUUGACGAGUAUCAGGCCUUGGUACCUGUCAAAGAACUACAAACAGGACCACGUCAAGAUGGUGACGUCGAGCAAUGGUUAAUUGCUAUGGAAUGGGACCUCAUCGAGGAAGCUAUGUAA
Penicillium daleae is the source of this 1410-nucleotide messenger RNA. RefSeq lists its product as uncharacterized. The record is from RefSeq and is a predicted model, not a curated record. Bases 1 to 1410 code for a protein of 469 amino acids. The transcript has 2 exons. NCBI's taxonomy places the organism in Eukaryota, Fungi, Ascomycota, Eurotiomycetes, Eurotiales, Aspergillaceae.